GUCGUGGACAUGUCGCUGCUUAAAAACUACCUCGUGAUCCUCCAGCUGGUCAGCUUCUCCCUCAACAACAUGUGCCUGUUCCUUCCCGUCUACCUCCCGGCUCACGCGGAGAAAACGGGAAUCUCCCAGACGGACGCCGCCAAUCUGAUGACGAUUGCUGGUCUCUGCGACACUUCCGCUCGAAUCGUCUUCGGAUUUUUGGGCGAUCUAAAAUUAGCUCUUCCCAGUCGCGUCAUAGUGUUGGCCAGCCUCUACAUGGGGGUCGUGUGCCAUUUCGUAGCGCUGUUCACCGACUUGGGAUCCCUGGUCUUCCUGGCGGUGUCCAUGGGUCUGCUGGGGCUUUCGUCCGUGAGCUACAAUCCGAAUUUGGCGGUGGAGCUCGUGGGCGUGGAUCACAUGGGGAAGAUGCUGGCGUUGUCACAGCUCGUGUCAACUGUUUGGUUCUCUAUACAGUACCCUAUACAUGGUGAGUGA
Lymnaea stagnalis (great pond snail) is the source of this 474-nucleotide messenger RNA. NCBI's taxonomy places the organism in Eukaryota, Metazoa, Mollusca, Gastropoda, Lymnaeidae. The record is from the annotation of a GenBank genome assembly.